UUGUGGAAUUUUAGGUUACUAGUUACAUGAAAGACGUGAAAGUGUUUGCGUAUUUACCAAUAAUAUAAUUAAUCGUAUUAAUUAAUUAUAUCAUAUAUGUGAUAAUGAGUGAAAAACGUGAACGCGAAGGCAGUGAUACGGAAGACGAAUGGAUUGGACCGUUACCUUCAGAAGCUGCUCCACAAAAGAAGCAACGAGUCUUGGAAUAUGAACAAGUUUAUAUAGAUAAUUUGCCAUGCUGCGAAUGUUAUGAAAAAUCUUAUAUGCAUAGGGAUGUCAUUACUCAUAUUUUAGUAACAAAGUCAAAUUUCGUGAUAACCGCCAGCUGCGAUGGACAUGUAAAAUUUUGGAAAAAGCAGGAAGAAUUAAUAGAAUUCGUAAAACACUUUCGAGCUCACUUAAUGGCAAUACAAUCGAUAUCUGCUAGCUGCAAUGGUGUUCAUGUAUGUUCAGUCAGCAUAGAUAAAACUAUGAAAAUAUUCGACGUUAUUAAUUUUGAUAUGAUAAACAUGAUAAAACUGGACUUUGUGCCACUUUGCACUGAAUGGGUUUAUUCAGCUGGCGAUGCUAUAGCUGCUGUGGCAGUGUCUUCACAAGAAUCAAAUAAGAUAUAUAUUUAUGAUGGUCAGGGAUCAAGUAUGCCUUUACACGUAUUUGAAAAACUGCAUACUAAACCAGUUGUCAUAAUGAAAUAUAAUGCUGUAUAUGAAACAUGCAUUUCCGUCGAUAGAGCUGGAAUAUUGGAGUACUGGACAGGUCCAAAAAUGGAAUAUAGAUUUCCUAAGUAUAUAUUAUUUGAAUCAAAAUUGGACACUGACCUGUUUGAAUUCGCCAAAAAUAAGACUUAUCCGUGCGGUUUAGCAAUAUCGCCUGACGGUAAACGGUUUGCGUCCCUCAGUGGAGACAGAAAAGUUAGGAUCUUUAAUUUCCGGACGGGCAAAUUAUACAGAAUAUUUGAUGAAACACUGCAGAGAUUUAGCGAAUUACAACAAACUGUACAGCAACUUCCAAACAUGGAAUUUGGACGUAGAAUGGCAGUGGAGAGAGAACUGGAUAAAACCGAAACAAAUUUGGGGAAUAUUAUUUUUGAUGAAUCUGGUUAUAUUAUUCUGUAUCCUACCAUGUUGGGUGUCAAAAUGGUGAAUCUUUACACAAAUCGUUGUAUUAAAAUCAUGGGAAAGCCAGAGAACAUACGACCAAUGCGGCUAGCAUUAUUCCAGGGAAAAGCGAGAAAGACUACUGCCGCAUUAACUGUCGAGAUGGAGGCUUCCGAAAAUCCCACCAUGGAAAUGAAUCGGCCAGAUCCAACAUUGUUUUGCACGGCUCACAAAAAAAAUCGAUUCUAUAUGUUCACGAGACGAGAGCCGGAAGACACAAAGAGUCAGGAAUGCGACCGCGAUGUAUUCAACGAGAAACCUUCUAAGGAGGACAUCAUAUCUUCCACGGAGGCCACAAACAUGCAAAAGAUAUACGACACGGCGAUAAUCCAUACGGCGCUCGGCGAUAUCCACUUGAAUCUCUUCGGCAAGGAUGUUCCCAAGACAGUGGAGAAUUUCUGCGUUCAUGCGAAGAAUGGUUACUUUAAUGGUCACAUAUUUCAUAGAGUUAUCAAGGGUUUCAUGAUACAAACGGGCGAUCCAACUGGGACUGGUACCGGCGGUGAGAGCAUAUGGGGAGGCGAAUUCGAGGAUGAAUUCAAGCCGAACUUGAAGCAUGACAGACCAUAUACUCUGAGUAUGGCAAAUGCAGGGCCAAAUACGAACGGCAGCCAGUUUUUUAUUACAUUGACACCGACACCCUGGUUAGAUAAUAAGCAUACCGUAUUCGGCCGAGUUCACAAAGGAAUGGAAGUCGUUCAAAAUAUCAGCCAGGUAAAAACAAAUCCUAAAACUGAUAAGCCUUACGACGACAUACGAAUAGUUAGUGUGACUGUUAAAUAAUUUUAUAUA
Trachymyrmex cornetzi is the source of this 1949-nucleotide messenger RNA. RefSeq names its product peptidylprolyl isomerase domain and WD repeat-containing protein 1. NCBI's taxonomy places the organism in Eukaryota, Metazoa, Arthropoda, Insecta, Hymenoptera, Formicidae. The record is from RefSeq and is a predicted model, not a curated record. Gene Ontology annotation, molecular function: protein binding; peptidyl-prolyl cis-trans isomerase activity. Gene Ontology annotation, biological process: protein peptidyl-prolyl isomerization. Bases 105 to 1940 code for a protein of 611 amino acids. The transcript has 8 exons.